Molecule: messenger RNA, 2388 nt
Organism: Merops nubicus (carmine bee-eater)
Lineage: Eukaryota; Metazoa; Chordata; Aves; Coraciiformes; Meropidae
Gene: MYB
Product: v-myb avian myeloblastosis viral oncogene homolog
Exons: 15
Coding region: 1-2271 (756 amino acids)
Biological process (GO): regulation of DNA-templated transcription
Cellular component (GO): nucleus
Molecular function (GO): RNA polymerase II cis-regulatory region sequence-specific DNA binding; DNA-binding transcription factor activity, RNA polymerase II-specific
Source: RefSeq, a predicted model, not a curated record
AUGAUACUUGGAAAUCCAGCCACAACACUUCCUUCGCCACACGAGCAGUCGCGCAGCGGUCUCCGUGUGCCGCUGAGAAAAGUGAAGGUGCCCGCGCUGGGCGGGGAGGGUGCGCGGUUCGCCCCGGCCGCGGGCGAGGGGCGUGCGUGGUGGGACCUCCCGUUAGUGCUUCCCCAGAACAGUUCCGUGGGCUGGGGAACAGGGAGAGAGAACCGUGGGGCAAGGCAGGCUGCAGGACUAGGGCUCUGUGGGGGCGAGGUGGAGGUGUCAAGGAUGGGCUGGAUUGUAGUGGGUUUUUUGUGCUUUGUAAUUGAGUACCUGAAGUCCUCAUGUUCCACUCCUGUGUCUCAUUGUGUUUUGUUCUGCAGUAUAUAUAGUAGUGAUGAUGAUGAUGAAGAUGUUGAGAUGUAUGAUCACGAUUAUGAUGGGCUGCUUCCUAAAACUGGAAAACGUCACUUAGGAAAAACCAGGUGGACCCGUGAGGAGGAUGAGAAACUGAAGAAGCUUGUGGAGCAGAAUGGCACAGAAGACUGGAAAGUCAUUGCCAAUUUCCUUCCUAAUCGGACAGAUGUUCAAUGCCAGCACCGAUGGCAGAAGGUACUAAACCCAGAACUUAUUAAAGGUCCGUGGACUAAAGAGGAGGAUCAAAGGGUAAUAGAACUCGUGCAGAAAUACGGUCCAAAGCGCUGGUCUGUCAUUGCUAAGCAUUUGAAGGGAAGGAUUGGAAAACAGUGCAGGGAGAGGUGGCACAACCAUUUGAAUCCAGAAGUGAAGAAAACCUCCUGGACAGAAGAGGAAGAUAGAAUUAUUUACCAGGCACACAAGAGACUGGGAAACAGAUGGGCAGAAAUUGCAAAGUUGCUGCCUGGACGAACUGAUAAUGCUAUCAAGAACCACUGGAAUUCCACCAUGCGUCGAAAGGUUGAGCAGGAGGGCUACCUGCAGGAGUCCUCCAAAGCCUGUCACUCCUCAGCAGCCACCAGCUUUCAGAAGAGCAACCACUUGAUGGCCUUUGGCCACAACCCACCUUCUGCACAGCUGCCAGUAGCCGGCCAGCCCCAGCUGAGCAGUGACUACCCCUACUACCACAUCUCUGAGCCACAAAACGUCUCUGGUCAGAUCCCAUAUCCAGUAGCACUGCAUGUAAAUAUUGUCAAUGUUCCUCAGCCAGCUGCUGCAGCUAUUCAGAGACACUAUAAUGAUGAAGACCCUGAGAAAGAAAAACGAAUAAAGGAAUUAGAGUUGCUACUAAUGUCGACUGAGAAUGAACUGAAAGGGCAGCAGGCAUUACCAACCCAGAACCACACAUCAAACUACCCCGGCUGGCACAGCACCACAGUUGGUGACAGCACCAGGACCAGUGGUGACAAUGCACCUGUUUCCUGUUUGGGGGAACAUCACCACUGUACUCCAUCUCCACCGGUGGAUCACGGUUGCUUACCUGAGGAAAGUGCAUCCCCUGCACGGUGCAUGAUAGUUCACCAGAGCAACAUCCUGGAUAAUGUUAAGAAUCUCUUAGAGUUUGCAGAAACACUCCAGUUAAUAGAUUCCUUCUUAAACACCUCAUCCAGUCACGAAAACCUGAACCUGGACAACCCUGCACUAACUUCCACACCAGUGUGUGGCCACAAAAUGGGUGUUACCACGCCGUUACAAAGGGACCAGACUUUUAAAGCUCAGAAGGAAAAUUAUGUUUUCAGGACUCCAGCAAUCAAGAGGUCGAUAUUAGAGAGCUCUCCAAGAACACCCACUCCAUUCAAAAAUGCACUUGCAGCUCAGGAAAUCAAAUAUGGUCCUUUGAAGAUGCUGCCUCAAACUCCGACUCAUCUUGUAGAAGAUCUGCAGGACGUUAUCAAGCAGGAGUCAGAGGAAUCUGCAAUAGUGGCUGGGCUACAUGAAAGUGGACCCCCUUUGCUGAAGAAAAUCAAACAAGAGGUGGAGUCUCCAACAGAUAAAGCUGGAAAUUUUUUUUGCUCGAAUCACUGGGAAGCAGAAAACCUAAACACUCAGCUCUUUACACAUGCUUCUACUAUGGAAGAUGUGCCAAAUCUUCUUACCAGCUCCAUUUUAAAGAUGCCUGUGCCUGAAGAGGAUAGUAGUUUUCACAAAACCUUUGCUGUACCGAAGAACAGACAACUAACUAGUCCUCUGCAGCAUCUGAAUAAUUCCUGGGAGUCAACGUCCUGUGGGAAGAUUGAGGAUCAGAUGGCCCUGACGGAUCAGGCACGCAAAUACAUGGCCACCUUCCCCACCCGGACGCUGGUGAUGUGAAAGGGUCGACGGACAGAGAAGCAUUAUGGUUUUGAGAACACUUCACCUCCACUGGGAAAUUCCUGUUCCUCUGCAUGAGAACUUUUCAUGAAUGGGAGAAGAGCCUAUCUUUGUUGU